Thelazia callipaeda (thelaziosis nematode) is the source of this 915-nucleotide messenger RNA. Lineage: Eukaryota; Metazoa; Nematoda; Chromadorea; Rhabditida; Thelaziidae. The record is from the annotation of a GenBank genome assembly.
AUGUUCAUAUCUCUAAAGCCUGAUAAAUUUAGCAACGUUUCAUCAACAGAACUAAAGAAUGGAGACGUUUUUGACAUGAAAAAUAAUGAUUCGAGAAUGUUGGCACCAGUACAACAACUAGUCGAACAUUUUGAUAAUUUGGUCGAUAACAAUCUGGAAGGAAGAAAAACUGAAAAUUUAUGUGACGAUAUAAAUACGAUGACCUCAGAUGAAUCACAUACAACAGCACCCCUUAAGCAACCCCUCGCACCUCAAAAUUCAGUUGCUUUUUCUAACGAGGUGAAAAUUUUGAAUGGCGAGCCUGCGGAAAAACAAAUAGCUACCAAUAUCAAAAAUGAAAAUAGUAUCAACUUCAUUUUACCUGAUGGUAAUGCAUAUAGAAACCUAUUGUUAAAAGCUAAAGCAAGUUUAGAAUUACGUUGCGAUCAGGUCAACAAUGAUCUUGAUAAAGUAUUAUUACUUAUUUUUUCUUCAGAAAAAAACAUGCCUGAACAAACUGCAGGAUCUCUUCGUAUAGCAGUUGGGAUGGCUAAUCUAUUGCUGCAUAAAAAGAUGAAGAAAUUUGAUGAUCUUGUCAAAAGACACCUGGGAGAGGGUCCAGAUAAUUUACCAGAGGUUAAAAUCAGCGACCUUUCUGGUUAUUGGGCUCUAAUCAGUAUAGAAUUAGAUGAACUGGAGAAUCAGUUUAGGAAAAUCGAUUCGCUUCGAGAAAAUGGAUGGAUACUGGAACCAGAAGUUCCUAUAGUAAAAAGUACAGUUAAAAGUCGCAGUAAAAUGCGGCCUCAUUUUACUACGAUAAAUAGCGAGAAAGCAGCGUUCGAAUCUCAUAGUCGACACAUAGCUUUGCUUGCAGCAAAGCGACGUCAAAAGAAGUUGCUUGAAGCUGAAAAAAACAAGUGUUUUGAAUUGAAAUGA